AUGUCAAUCUCAUCCAGGACCUUUACUAUUUCCCCGGAAAUUCAGAAUGAAUUGGCUCAUGUCCGGUUCGCCAUACCGACCCCAAACCCCCCAUGGAGUCCCGAGGCGAUCAUGAUCCUGGACUCCCCCCAACUCAGCGUGAUCAACGCUUCCGUCUUCGACUGGUGGUAUUUUGACAGCGUGUCUGCGCAAGAUCCACGAGAGACAGUCACCGUAACCUUUUUCAAGUCCACCGCUAGUGCAUUUCCAUGGCUUCCUGUUGAAGAGUCCUCUGUGCUGAUUGCGUAUCUCUGGAUAUCCUUUGCAAAUGGUACGAUUGUCGAGGAGUAUGUGCCUGCGACAGCUGCUAUUAUUGAUCAAGCGAUGCACGGAGAUCUUUCCAGUUCGGGCAAUUGGUCGUCGACGGGCUUUAGCUGGUUCUCGUCAGGACAAAAUCUGUCCCAGUACGAAAUUGUGGUUUCCUCGGGGAAGCUGCAGAUUGAUGGACGGCUUACGUUGACCUCGAAGCUGCCACCUCACCUGCCCUGUGGAAUCAGCCCAAAUACCAGCACAUUGGAAGUUGCCCCCCACAUCGGAUGGGCUGCUCUUAUCCCAGAUGCCAUAGGGAGCGUGGACAUGACCGUGAAGGGUUCUCGUCUUCAAUUUCAGGGUUCGGCCUAUCAUGACAAGAACUGGUCAGAUGGGCCCUUUGUUGACUCUGUUGCAAGCUGGUACUGGGGCCACGGCCAGGUUGGCCCAUAUUCCGUGGUGUGGUUCAGUUAUCUGGCAUCCAACGACACCAAUGGGAAAGAAUACGUGAGCAGCUAUGUGGCACGAAAUGGGACUGUGCUUGUCUCCUCCUGUCAUGCCGACGCUUUGAGAGUCGUCCCGACAGGAAGUUCUGGAACCAGUGCGCGAUAUCCACCAAGGGCUGGCGAUGUGCCCGAUGGGUUUCUGCUGCAAUUCGAUCUCGGAGCCGAGGGUUGGCUCAUGGCCAAUGUGUCUGGAACCCGUAUUGCUGGCGACAAUAGGUACUAUUUUCGGUGGGCCGGGAGUAUGACGGGCCAGAUAUAUGAGAGCGGUCCGGGAGAUGCUGGAGCUGAGUGGUGCUCUCAGGUGGCUUCGGAUGAGAACGUGGUCCCUGGUAGCCAAUCGGUCAUGUCUGGACGCGCCAUCUUUGAACAGUUUGUGCUCGUAGAAUGA
This is a messenger RNA of Penicillium oxalicum, 1182 nucleotides long. RefSeq lists its product as uncharacterized. The coding region runs from base 1 to 1182 and encodes 393 amino acids. The record is from RefSeq and is a predicted model, not a curated record. The transcript has 3 exons. Lineage: Eukaryota; Fungi; Ascomycota; Eurotiomycetes; Eurotiales; Aspergillaceae.